CGGUGUGCCCCCAAUUGCUUCUGGCUCGUUACACUCUCGCGACACGAUGAUGUCGCUAUCUCUGUCACCACCCUGACGGUAGCUCCACGUCGGUCACCGGCCAUCGCUUUCCAGUGCCUACCGUCUCCGCACCCCGCCGCCGCAAGCACGCGACCUCAAUUGCCGACCAGGCCUUGACGUCAGGCCGAGGUGGAAUCGGCGAAUCGCACAUACUAACUACUGCGUGUGGUUGGUCCCGCACGCGACGACAAAGUCCUUCGAGACCCGUUCAUACACACGCACAUCCCUCCAUCUCUCGCUUUCCCUCACUCUCAGCCUCGCUCUCCAUCUGCUCGUGCGGCCGCUACGUCGGUCGCGCUGAUUACUCAGCCAAGAUGGACCUCAUCAAGAGCCUGGAGGCGUCGCUCGAGAAGAUCGUGCUGGAUCCAAAGUAUCACGAUGUCUUCAUGCUGGUCAAAGCCGUGCGUAACGGCGUCGUCUACGGCACCAAGGUGCGGUUCCCUCAUGCUCUCGUCAUGAUGUUUCUCUUCCGCAGCGGCACCUUUCGGGAAAAGAUGUGGCUCGUCAUCAAGGCUACGCGUAUGCACGCUCGAAACCUCGGCCUCUUCGCCUUCAUAUACAAAUCCACAUGCCUGGCGCUCAGGGCCCUGCAGAACGGCAAGGAAGGCCACUACGACACGUUCCUUGCCGGCCUGCUGGGCGGCUACUUGGUGUUCGGCCGCACCAUCCGCAACUCCGUCUCGCAGCAGAUCGUCAUAUACAUCUUCGCGCGUGUCGUGCUCGGUAUCGCCAAGCUGCUCGUGAAAUCGAAAGGCGAGGCGAUGAGCGCCGUGCCAGGCGGCGGCGGCGGCUUCGGUCUGGUCAGCAGCCCCAAAGUCAGGGAAUGGCUGGCCAAGAAUGGAUGGGUCGCUUUUGCGAGCUUGAGCUGGGCUUCCGUGAUGUAUCUCUUCAGAUGGCACCCGGAGGAUUUGCAACCCAGCCUGCGAAGCAGCAUGUCUUAUAUUUAUGUCCAGUCGGAUCACUGGGACGGUCUGAGAACGCUGAUUUGGCACAAUAAAUAGGGUUUUAGAGGCAAGAGAAGGUUUGGAAUUUCCCGCUUUACAUGUUCGUGGCAUCGGAUGGGGAGACAAGAGGAGCACAUGCACGACAGCAUUUAACAGGCGUUUAUUAGUGUCUUUUGGGGAGAGCGCGGCACGACUCUUCGUCAUGCAUGUACGAAUACAGCGCAUAUUAUUUUAGGAUGUUUUAGAAAGGAGAGCGUAACACCGCCAAAGACGUUUGCGGGGUCGAUAGCUCCAAUGUCACAUCACGUCAGCAGGGUCUCGGUGUAGAAUUGCGUGUCAAGUCAAAGUCUCGUUGGUCGCUGUUUGAAUCGACACGUCUUGAAAUUUCUGUCUCAGGAGGGGUUGAAGUAGAUCCCAUGACGACCCCCGACUAUCCCGUCUGAAGCUCUACUACCAAGAAGCCGCUAACGCAAGGCAUCGGAUGCAAGGGGUGGACCAAGGAAAGCUCACCGAGAGUAAAAUCAAGC
Messenger RNA from Verruconis gallopava, 1531 nucleotides. RefSeq lists its product as uncharacterized. The record is from RefSeq and is a predicted model, not a curated record. Gene Ontology annotation, cellular component: peroxisomal membrane. The transcript is spliced from 3 exons. NCBI's taxonomy places the organism in Eukaryota, Fungi, Ascomycota, Dothideomycetes, Venturiales, Sympoventuriaceae. The coding region runs from base 375 to 1061 and encodes 228 amino acids.